Neolamprologus brichardi is the source of this 2206-nucleotide messenger RNA. The record is from RefSeq and is a predicted model, not a curated record. Lineage: Eukaryota; Metazoa; Chordata; Actinopteri; Cichliformes; Cichlidae.
GCAUGCUCAUUUGUCCACGACUCCUGGCUUACUAGUGAAUUUUUUUUCAGCAUUAGCUAAACUUUGAAUACCUAAAACAACAAUUUUCCUUGUGUUGCAUGAACACCUAGUCCGUGUAUGUGCAGUGCCGCAAUAUUGGGGCUUUUUAUGAAGACAAACAAACUGCGGAAACAGUGUUAGUGCGGCUUUUUGCUGGUGGGUUUGCUAGCUAGCUAAACAACAGAGAUUGGUUGUUAGCUAACUUACAUACAUUAAAGUGGACUUCUCAGUCUUUUUUGCAAAUAAUUAAACGUUUUUUUAAGUUUGAAAAAAAUUGCAGUACUGUCUCAACCUCAAGGUAAGCUCUAAAUUGUGCUGGCAUGGGCAUCGCUAAAUGAGUGCUCGGCCGCUUCGGUAUUUUUUGACUCGUACAAUAAUGUGAGUUCAGUCCCGUAAAAGCAGAGAAUGGACAGAGACUUGUUGAGGCAAUGUCUGACGUAUCAUGGACAAUCCCUGUUCAACACGCUGAAAUGUGAACAAACGGAAAAUCCAGACUUCCAAGCGGUGGUGUCUGACCUCUGCAAAGCCACGUAUGAGAGUAGGUGUGAAGAGCAGAGCAACCCACUUGUGGAGCAGUUCAUUGCCAGGAAGGCUGACAUCCUGUUCAGUCCAGUAUGGAGGACCACUGGUCUUCGAGGAGAGGAGCACGAGGAGGAGGAGGCUGUAGAGCCCUAUGCAGUUAUGCCACCAAUGGAGGUAUUCAUGGAGGUGUCGUAUGAGGAGAGGCGAUCCAUGAUUUACCGGGAUUUGGAAAGAGGAGACAUUGUGGUGGGGAGGAUCAACAACAUUAGAGAAUACGGCUUCUUUCUCACUCUGUUUUGCACAGCAGGAGGUCUGAAAAGAGACAUUGAGGACUUAGAGUUGUCGGCUCUGUGUCAUGUCAGAGAAAUUCCCUCUACUGGCAGCCAUGAUGAUCCCCUGGCGUACUACCAGAUUGGGGACUUCAUCAGAGCUGGAGUGAAAGAUAUUGAUCGCUACCAGGAGAAAAUCACAGUGUCGCUCCAUCAGGCCUGUCUUUCUCCGAGCUUGGAGCACAUCAAACUUGGUGUCAUUACCAAGGAGGAACUGCCUGUUCAUUACAGUCGUAGUGUUCAGGCAGCCACUGACUCCAGUGAGACAUAUGAGCGUAUACUGACAGGUUGCCAUGGAUACCACAACCCCUCUGUAGUGGACUACUUGCUGGAAAAGGUGGGAAUUAGUGAUACCCACCCACCGUCAAUGAUGCGAGGACUGCAGAGUAAACUUUUCCAAGCAGAGGAUUUUGCUUCUGCAAUCAGGAAGAAACAGUCUGCAUCCUGGGCCUUAAAGUGUGUCCGUGCAGGGGUGGACCACUUCAAACAUGGUCGCCAUGUGGAAGCCAUGAAUGAAUACAACAAAGCCUUGGAAAUAGACAUUAGUAAUGUAGAAGCACUGGUGGCACGUGGAGCUCUGUAUGCUAACAAAGGCAGCAUCAUGAAGGCAAUAACAGACUUUGAACGAGCUCUGGAGAACUGUCCCGAUCACCGCAACGCCAAGAAGUAUCUGUGUCAGACACUAGUGGAGAGAGGAAAACAGCUUGAGGAACAGGAAAAGCUAGUAACAGCUGAAGGAUUGUACAGAAGAGCUCUAGCUUUAGAUGGCUCAAACUCUGAGGCACAGGAAGCCCUGCACAAGAUCACAGACACUAUACAGAAAUCGAUUCGCCUGCGAGAGGAAGCACUGGCUAAGGAACAGGUCAAAACUAAGAGUGGCCAGAGCAGUGCUGAAAAAUUACGUAAGAUCUUAAAAGAGGAGAAGAGGAUGAAGAAAAAACGGAAGAGAUCAUCCUCCUCCUCAUCCUCCACUUCUUCAAGGACAUCCUCCUCCUCCACAUCAUCAUCGUCCUCUCGCAGGCAGUCUAAAAAGAAGAAAAAGAAAAGGAGGAAAUCAGAGCGUGGAAGCAAGCGCCAUCGCAGGAUCUCCUCAAAGGAGAGCAGGAGAAGCAAUGAGGGUGGGAGGCCUGGGGUUUGGAGUGAGGGACGAGGAGCAGGUAGAAGGGAAGGAUGCAGAUGAUAGAAAGAGUUUCAAGCUGUACUCGCUGUCAGCAGCUUCAGAAGAGGAAGAGUCUGACUCCUCACAGAGAGAAAGAAAGGGAAGGGACAGGGAGGAGAGCAGGACGAAGAAAACAAAGAGCAGCCUGAGCAGAAGC